AUGUCUGACAACGACCCACAACCCUCCCCCGGUCCGCACGACGACUCUGCUGGUCCGAACGCUUCCGGUCUCGCUGCUGGCAAUGGCGGGGUUCCGAAUUCCAACCCCAAUGCCGGUGUUGACCCUUCUCGGGGAGUAAAACGAAGCCGACCGAAUGCAGAUGACGACGAUGAUGAUGAGGACAAUAAGCCCGGUCGUGAGCGCAGGAAGAUCGAGAUCAAGUUUAUCCAAGACAAAUCCCGACGUCAUAUAACCUUCUCGAAACGAAAGGCGGGUAUUAUGAAGAAGGUGCAUUCCGCUAUUGUUCUUUGUUUUUCCUUAUCUUAGCCUUUGACCUUUUCUUUUUCCUCAAUCGCGAUUCACGAUCUCUACGCGUACCAACUCUCCUCACCUUCAACAUCCAUUUGCUAACCCUUUCAAUCAAUUCAUCCAGGCCUACGAGCUUUCCGUUUUGACUGGCACUCAGGUUCUGUUGCUUGUUGUCUCCGAGACCGGUCUGGUUUAUACCUUCACUACCCCCAAACUUCAACCUUUGGUCACCAAGGCGGAAGGAAAGAAUCUCAUCCAGGUAACUUUGACAAGCUCGAUUCGUGUUUCUUCUGGAGAGUAGAUGUUUGACGAGUUUUCAGGCAUGUUUGAACGCGCCCGAGCCGCACUCCAACGAGAAUGGUGUUGCUGAGGGCGACUCUGCGUAUGUAUCCUCCUGUUACUCGGGGCCUCGCAUUAUCACGGGUGGCUGACCCGGAUAUCUUGAAUAGUGUUGAUUCCCCCGAGGAGCCACAGCAUACCCAACUACCUCCUCAGGUCACUGCACGUCCGCCGGUAGGAAUGCCCGUCGGUCCGGGUGUUCCGCCAGGUCCCUAUAUGGGCAUGCCAGACGCCGCUACCCAGGCUCAAGCCCAUGCGUAUCAACAAUAUAUGCAACAGCAACAAGCUGCGGCUCAAGCUCAAGCUCAGGUGCAGGCACAGCGCGGAGGAUACCUCCCUCAACAUCCGGCUCAGAUGCAACCACAUCCGGCCCAGACGUCAUGAUUUACUGCACCAUUUAUGGUCCGCUGACGGGGCAUCGAGGCAGCCACCCCGCUCACCAAUAAAAUCGACAACACUUUCUCCUCUUGAAGGAAAAAAAACUACUGCUUCUUUUUGCCAAUUUCUUGCGCUGUGGUUCAUUCAGGCGGUGUUGUUUUGGUUUGCUCGCGUGGUACCAUUGUUAACCGGACCACGUUUUCUUGGCCAAAGGACGAUAGUGAAGACUACUACCUUCUUGUAGCCAAGAUACCCUUUGCAGCCUUUUUUAUUUUUUGCUUUCUUUCUUUGUAUUUUUGCAUGUUUUUCCCUGUCACAUGUUCCAUGCACUUCACCUAUUAAUCGUUGGGAUUUAUUUCUCAUACAACUUACUGGGUUCAUCUCGUCUAGUGGUGUGGAUUCGGGAAAUUCCGUUGGGUUACGCUUUGCUCUCUCACGAAAUGGAAACUGCUGUGUCUGUAUGCUUGAGCCACGCCUUCCGAUUGCCGACUUUUUGUACCGAAACAGCACUUUCUCCCCCCAUUAAUGUAUUCUCAAAAAUUUCAGGUUGGUUUCGGUCUUGGGAAUUUGUUUUCUUUUUCCUAUCUUGGUUUCUUUGUUCUAUCUCGGUUUUUCAUUUUAUUUUCCUCUUACCAUCCAUUGGCCGCUGCACUCGGUUUCUAUAUACCUCUCUUUUUUUCUUCCGGUGUAAAUUUAUCUUUUUCUCAACAUCUCACGGGUACUAGGAUAUAAUAUCUCCGGGGGAGGAUGGUGGGGGUCGAUGUGGAUCAAUGAGGGGUAGGAUGUGCGGGAAUGGGUGGGGAAGAGGCUUGAAUUAAUUUGAGUUCCACACAACACACCCUGAUCACUUUCAAUCACUCGGAGCAAUGAUCGAUUACUCUGAGCUUCGAAAAAAAAAAUUACCCGCAUUUUUGCAGCAGUGAAGUUGAUACAGUGGCACUUGUAUGAUGGAAAGAAAAAAAGCAAACAGAAACUUGAUAGGCUUGUAAUUGCGCCAUGGUGGCAUAUCACACGAGUGCAGUACGAAUAUCAUACUCCUGGACAAAGGUAAACCCCCAUUUCGCUGAGGAGCAGGCCAAAUCACAACCCUUCCACCCACCCCCCCCACGAUUCGCCCAUGCACACGGCGUGCAAAUCAUAAGGCCGAAGAUGGAGAGAGAGUCAACUCUGUUCCUCCCUCGUUUCCCCUCACGCGCGCCGCGCCGAGUUCCAGCUCCCCCCGUCUAUCGUACACACACGAUACUGUACAGUACCGUAUCCUUCCUCACCUCUGACGGAAGCCACACCGCUUCGAGCAAGCCCAAGCGAAGCGGGACGAACGAAACGGGCAAGUCCAUCGCAUUGCACCGAAAAGCUACUCGGCCGCCUCCCUCUUUACACCAUGCACAUGGUGUCAUACGGUGCUCGAGUAGAGAGGAGAGGAGAGGAGGGAAAGAGGGUAAGUGAUUGAUUGAUUGAUUGAUCCUCUUGCAGGGCUGUGUACGAGUACUCGUUACGGUAUGAUGGAUUUUUCCUUUUUUUUAUAUUCUUUUUAUCUUGUGAAAUCUGGUCAGAUUGAUUGAUG
Tuber aestivum (summer truffle) is the source of this 2590-nucleotide messenger RNA. Lineage: Eukaryota; Fungi; Ascomycota; Pezizomycetes; Pezizales; Tuberaceae. The record is from the annotation of a GenBank genome assembly.